Messenger RNA from Spinacia oleracea (spinach), 2077 nucleotides. RefSeq names its product probable E3 ubiquitin-protein ligase ARI8. The record is from RefSeq and is a predicted model, not a curated record. Gene Ontology annotation, biological process: protein ubiquitination. The transcript has 15 exons. NCBI's taxonomy places the organism in Eukaryota, Viridiplantae, Streptophyta, Magnoliopsida, Caryophyllales, Amaranthaceae. Gene Ontology annotation, molecular function: ubiquitin-protein transferase activity; zinc ion binding. The coding region runs from base 42 to 1865 and encodes 607 amino acids.
UAAGCUUCUUGUCAAACAAAUUAUUAUCCUUUGUUAAUCCAAUGGAUUCAGAAAUGGAGUCAAGGGAAGUUCUAGAAGAAGUCCAACAACAACCUCUCCAAGCCCAACAACCCGGAGAAGCCCAACAACCCGGAGAAGCCCAACAACUUGAAGGAGAAGAUGUGGAUAUGUUGUUGGACUUUAUUUCUGAUGAUGAUACUAAUGAUGAUGAUUGUGAUAGUGAUGACGAUGAUGAUAGUGAUGAUGAUAUCACUAUUAGUGACUUGGAAGAGCCACUAAAUUUAAUGGAACGUCAGAAACCCUACAAGGUCAUGAAUGAAGCCGAUAUCCGUAUCAAUCUAGAACGCGAUAUCUCGAAUAUAUCUGAUAUCCUUUCCAUUUCAAGAUCUGAAGCUGUAAUCCUUUUACUUCACUUCAAAUGGAAUGUGAAUGCAGUACCUGAUGAAUGGUUUGCAAAUGGGUAUAAACUUCGAGAGGUACUUGGUUUACCAGAAGAUCCUGUUGAUGAUGAAGCUGAAUCAUCUUACAAAAAAGAUAUGACUUGUGGGAUUUGUUUGGUAACAUUUUCUCCAGAUCUGGUUGCUAGUCCUCAUUGUGGGCAUGUGUUCUGUCAUACUUGUUGGGCAGAUUAUAUUGGGAAAUCACUCACUGAUGGUCUUCCUUCCUUACUGUUACGCUGUCCUGAUACAUCUUGCCGUUCUGCUGUAACUCAAGACAUGAUAAACAUGUUGGCUACAAAUGAUGACAAGGAGAAAUAUGCUCGUUUUCUUAUGAGAUCUUACAUUGAGUUUAACCCAAAGGCUAACUGGUGUCCUUCACCUGGAUGUGACUAUGCUGUUGUUCUUGUUCGUGGUAAGACCACCAAGGUCACUUGUAAGUGCUUAUAUAGCUUCUGCUGGAAGUGUAACAAGGAAGCUCAUCAGCCGAUUGCCUGUGCAGCUGUUUGUAAGUGGGUUAUGGAAAGUGUCGUGCAGACUGUAAACUGGAAAAUUGCUACUACUAAUGGCUGCCCAAAUUGUGGGACAUCAAUGGACAUGGAUGCUCCCUUUAAACGGAUGCAAUGUCCAUCUUGUAAAAUUCACUUUUGCAAGGAUUGCCGUACUUCUUGGCUGCACAAUGGUUUAUGGGAAGGUGAUCAGUAUAUACACACAUGCUCUGAAGGGAAAGAAAUGCAAGUAGAGACAGAAGAUGCUGCUGAGGAACAAAAGAAAGUAGCUAAGCAGAACCUGAUCAGAUACCAAAACUGUCACAUGCGUUGGUUGACUCAUGAAAUGCAUAUUCAGGCAACUGCUAAUGAGAUUCUGAAGCUGAAAAACGGCGUGCUCAAAAUACUAGCUGAUAAACAAGGCCUAACCGAAGCCGAAUUCAGCUUUUAUCAAGACGCGUGGGAGCAGAUUGCAGACUGUAAGCGGGUGUUGAAGUGGACUUGCAUUUAUGAGUAUUAUUUACCAAGCUGUGAAAAUGAGAAGAGAUCCCUCUUAAACUAUCUGCUAAGGUGUGCUGGUUUUGCCGUGGAUCAGCUUUAUCAGUGUUCAGCUCAGCUGCUAACUCUCUUUAGUAUGGAGGAAACAUCUGAUAAGUUCCCUCAGUUCCGUGAUCGCCUGUGUUUGAAGACAAGUGUGGCUCAAUACUACUAUGACAACAUGGCAUGGGCUUUAGAGAACGGGCUUUCGGACCUAAACGCGGUCCGCCAGGCGAUGAGCUCGAGGCGGAUGCGGCUAGGGAUCCCUACAACAACAACAACAGCUGAAGAAGGAAUGACUCCUGAAGAAGAGGCUGCUGCUGCUGAGGAGUACAAGGCUUGUGCUCAUUGCCAAUUUGGAAAUGAGACUUCAUCUCUUGUUUGUGUUAUGUGUUAUCAUUAGAUCUACACAUUAGAUCUUUCUAUUUCUUAUUUGAGUUGGUAAGACACAAAAAGACACACAUGGCUAAGGCCAAUCCUUGUUUUUAUUUUAAAAUAGACCACAUUUUUAUUAUGUAAGACAUAAUUUGGUGUCGCUAUGCGAUACGGGAUUGAGGUUUGGAACUUGAUUUGCAAUAAUUAUCCUGCUGAACGUUUUGCUGGAAAAAAAAUUGA